UGAAUUAAUUUGAACAAAAAUUUUAGUGAGGGUGGUGUUUUCUCUUGAUCUUCGUCUAUUUUCACAUACCAUCAUUAUUUCGAAAGACAUCCAUUCUUUUUGGUGUGAAGAAGAUCUCAGUGUUUUUGUUGUUUUUGUUGUUGUUGUUCAAUUCAAUUGCAGUUCUAUUUUUACGUUUAACCCUGAUCUGUUUUUCCGUUGGUUGGUUGGUUGAUUGGCAUAGUUUUGUUUUGCUCAGUGUAAUUCUUUCAAGUUUUCAUUUUUGUUUUUCUUAAAUUUUUCUAAAUUUUCACAUUCAAAUUUCAAAUAAAGAUUAUCCAUAACAACAGAAAUCAUGACUUGUUUGGAUCCAACCGGUAGACGGCCAUCAAAAUUUCGUUGUUUAAAAGCAUUUUUCCUAACUAUUUUCGGCAUUACUGGUACACAAUUAUUCCCGCUAAUAUUUCAUUUCAUACGUUUGGUUUCAUAUUUUCUAAUGGAUCGACAAACAUUUCUACCGAAACCAUUACCAAAAGGAAAUUCAUUGUUUGGUUUGGAAAUUUUUCAACAUGAUUUAAAUUUUAAUGAUAAUUCAUCAUCAGUUUAUACGGUACAAGUUAUCGUUGCUGCUAUCGCAUCUAUUUUAAUUGGUCUGACCGGAUUUAUGGCCAUUUGUCGUGAAAAAUUAACAACAAUGAAAAUUUAUUCAUUUAUAAUGUUAUUAAUAACAUUUGUUACCGGGUUUGGUUCAUUUUGUUUACCAAAUUUAGUACAUUGGACAAAUAUUAUUCUGCCAUUAUUAGGUGGUAGUGUAUCAUCAUUAUUAAGUUUUGUAUUUACAUUACUUACACAACAACAAUUGGACCAAGAAAAUCCAUCAUCUUAUCAUAAUUAUUAUCCAUAUAAUAAUCAAUAUAAUUAAAUAAUCA
Dermatophagoides pteronyssinus (European house dust mite) is the source of this 908-nucleotide messenger RNA. RefSeq lists its product as uncharacterized. NCBI's taxonomy places the organism in Eukaryota, Metazoa, Arthropoda, Arachnida, Sarcoptiformes, Pyroglyphidae. The record is from RefSeq and is a predicted model, not a curated record.